AUGACCGGCGUUCCAGCCUCAAUCAUCGCCCAACUCGUACGAGAUGCUCAACAAGACCCUCAACUCCCCCGCGCAAACCCCACAGAAGCUUUCUGGCAACUACCACCCUCCGAACUCUCCUCCCACCAAUCCCAAUCCCUCCCCUUCAAAACCACCUACGCCAUAAUCGGCUCCGGCAUAACAGCCUGCAGCGUAGCCAAAAACCUCUUCGAAAACCUCCCCCCAUCAGACUCUUCAUCCCACAUCACAAUCCUCGAAGCCCGCACGCUCUGCAGCGGCGCCACAGGUCGAAAUGGCGGACACUUAGUCUCCCCAUUCCCAGAAGAAUUCAGUAUUUUCGAAAAAUAUGCUGGAAAAGAAGCCACGACGAAAAUCGCGAGAUUUGCGAAUCGGACGUUAGAGAGUAUGCAUCAAUUGGCGGAGGAGGGAGAUGAGGAGUUGAGGAGGGUGGCGGAGGUGAGGAGGGUGAGAUCUGUUUGUGCGUAUUAUGAUGAGGGGGUGUUUGAGGAGACGAAGAGGUCUAUGAGGAGGUAUGAGGAGUGUUUGCCGGAGGAGAAGGGGGAUGGGGAGUUUUUUGGGAAGGAUGAGGCGAGGGAGAAAUGGAACUUCAAGAACGCAGUUGGAGUCAUUGUCAACCGAGCUGGAGCAUUUUGGCCUUAUAGACUUGUUACUGGACUUUUUGAACGCAUGCUGGAGGAGUAUCCUGGUCGCUUUGCUAUCGAGACGAAUACACCUGUGACUGGAGUUGGAUAUGACACAUCAUCAGACAAAGAGUAUCCUUACAGCGUACAAACAAGUCGAGGUGUGGUUCGAGCUUCUAAAGUCAUCUACUGCAGUAACGGCUUUACUGGCCAUUUGCUUCCAAAGAUGCGAGGCAAGAUCUGGCCACUGCGAGGAACAAUGUCAGCUCAAGCCGCUGGUCCAGAGUUCCCAAAUGAAGGAGGCAAAAAGUCCUGGUCGACGUUUGAUCAACCAAAGUAUGAUCCCAAGACUGGACAGUUCUCGUAUGGCUUGUACUAUAUCACGCAGAAUGCGAAGACUGGAGAUAUCUUCAUCGGAGGCGAAAAGCAAUAUCCGAGUGAGAUACUCAACAGCGACGACACAGUCAUCAGCAGCGUCUCAAAAGACGCACUGGUCAAUGUUUUGCCAAAGAUCUUCGACAAAGGAUGGCCCGAAGGCCAAGCUCCCGAGGUGAGGAAAUGUUGGUCUGGGGUCAUGGGCUUUACUGUCGAUGCAGUCCCGUGGGUCGGCGAGGUUCCUGAGAGCAUCACAGGCCGACCGGCUGGAGGUGAAUACAUUGCUGCUGGCUUCAACGGCUACGGUAUGCCGCUCUGCUGGGGAUGUGGUGAAGCUGUAGCCAAGAUGCUGCUUGGUAAGAAGGACGAGGUCAUGCAAUGGCUGCCGGAGAACUUCCUCAUCACCGACGCAAGACUCAGGUCUCCUUACAGUAUGACGGAAGCAGGGAUCUAUACUAUGCUGAUGCAAGAGCCCUCUUUGACAACGAUGGCGAGGAUAGGAUUGAAAAAUGUUGCGGGCAGGUUGUUUGGGAAGGCUUCCGGAUAG
This is a messenger RNA of Cercospora beticola, 1563 nucleotides long. RefSeq names its product NAD(P)/FAD-dependent oxidoreductase. Lineage: Eukaryota; Fungi; Ascomycota; Dothideomycetes; Mycosphaerellales; Mycosphaerellaceae. The record is from RefSeq and is a predicted model, not a curated record. Gene Ontology annotation, molecular function: oxidoreductase activity. Gene Ontology annotation, cellular component: cytoplasm.